UGUGAAGACUCAGAGCUCAGAGUCUUCACACGACGACGACGACGACACCUGCUGCAGGUUCACACACUCUGUGAACCUCACACAUCACCAUCAUCAUCAUCAUCAGACAUGAGAUGCGUCUCCAAAGACCAAGUGCUGCAAACAUAGUGUGUGUGGAAUCAUGAUCAGCCGUAGCUUUAAGAACGUGUUGGUGGUAUCCAUCGGUUUUCUGUUCCUGUUCACAGCGUAUGGAGGUCUGCAGAGUUUACAGAGCAGUCUGAACGCGGAGGAGGGGAUGGGCGUGGCCUCUCUGAGCACCAUCUACGCCUCCAUCAUCGUCUCCUCCAUGUUCCUGCCGCACAUCAUGAUCAAAAACCUGGGCUGUAAAUGGACCAUCGUGGUCAGCAUGGCCUGCUACAUCUCCUACUCCUUUGGAAACCUUUACCCAGGAUGGUACACCCUCAUCCCCACCUCGGUGGUCUUGGGUCUGGGUGGCGCCCCCCUGUGGUCAGCCAAAUGCACCUACCUGACCAUAUCCGGUAACGUCUACGCGGCCAGUGAGGGCAAAAAGGGCCCCGACGUCAUCAACCAGUACUUCGGCGUCUUCUUCUUCAUCUUUCAGUCGUCUGGGGUUUGGGGAAACCUCAUGUCAUCGCUCAUCUUCGGACAGGACACAAAUAUUGCAAACAUCACAGAGGAGCAGCUUCAGUUUUGUGGAGCUGCCGAAUGCAGUCUGAACCUCAACGUCAGCGGCACCAGCAACAAACCUGCACAGAAGCUGGUGUUGACGCUCGUCGGCUGCUACAUCGGUGUCGGCGUGCUGGCCAUGCUCAUCGUCGCCGUGUUCCUGGACAACAUUGACCGCGAACAGGCCAGUGAGUUCCGCGGGAGCCGCGAGCCGCUCUGUCACACGUUCCUGGCCACGUUUCGGCUCCUGAAGGACUGGAGGCUCCUGGUGCUCAUCCCUCUGACGCUCUACAGCGGCUUUGAGCAGAGCUUCCUCUCAGGAGAGUUCACCAAGAACUAUGUGACGUGUGCGCUGGGGAUCCACUAUGUCGGCUUUGUCAUGAUGUGUUUCGCGGCCACCAACUCUCUGUGCUCGUUCCUCUUCGGCAGAUUGGCCCAAUACGUCGGCAGAGCGACGCUUUUCGUCCUGGCGGCGGUCACCAACUUCUCCUGCAUCAUCGCCCUCCUGCUCUGGAGGCCCGACCCUGAGCAGCUGCCCGUCUUCUUCGUGUUUCCCGCUCUGUGGGGAAUGGCGGACGCAGUCUGGCAAACACAGACCAACGCAAUUUACGGGAUCCUCUUCUCACAGGACAAGGAGGCUGCGUUCGCCAACUACCGCAUGUGGGAGUCUCUGGGCGCCGUGAUCGCCUUCGCCUACAGCACGUUCAUCUGUCUGGAGUAUAAACUCUACAUCCUGCUGGCCGUUCUGCUGCUCACCAUGGUCACGUACCCCAUCGUGGAGUAUCAUGAGUACAAGAAUCCCACGCCGUGUGUCCAACAGAGCGACUACAUCAGUCACAAGAAGACAAAUAAAAAAGACAACGGCGGGAUUAUUGCCCAAACGCUAAUGUAGAGACAAAGUGUUUACAUUUUUCUGAUUCUGCCACUUUACUGUAAAUCAGGUAUUCAGAACAAGCAAUGAAAGAAGACUUUAAUGUAGGAAAACUUGUAUAUUUUGACUCUUUACUGGUGUUAUCAAUUUUUCAACACAACACAAAUUCAGGCCGAUUUUCAAGCGAUUUGUUCGUGACUGACAGAUUUUCAGUGUUAUUUUAUUUUUUCUAUUUUCCUGCCUGGUCUGACACCUCUGAUGAUGUGCUCCUGGACACCAAUGGGAUACAGGGUUCACACAGGUCGUUUUGGGUUUUUUAAAUUUGGUGAAGCGACUCUCAUAAGUUGCCCUCCCAUCUCAAACUGUCUCAGCACAUUCGGCCCUUGAAUUUGGUUGGAUUUGGUCCUGGAAAGUCCUUGAAUUUGAUGUCAACCAAGGUGUGGGAACCUUAGGGAUAACAGAGUGCUCUGAGACGGCGUAACAUAGAGAACCAACAGUACCUCUAGCUUUUUUUGACGACCACAACAAAGUCCGCCAGCAUCACUCACAGCGCUUUAGUAGCCGCGAUUACCGACUCCUUGCCCCGCCUCCCAAAGGACCUAUGAACUUGUAGUGAAUGAUGACGUGUCUGGGGGUCACACCUGUAGUGUUGCCAGUCCCCCGAAACAGGACACAGCAAGAAUCCACUGUGUCAAUGUUAGAUUAAUAAUCUGACACGGUGACCAUUGUGAAAGACAAAAAUAAUUGAGGUGUAUCUCCUACUGAGGGCAGUGUUUGAGUCCAGGUGAACAUUUAUACCAUAUUUUAAAAUACAGAAUUUUCUGCCUAAAAGUGGGUGGGGUGGCUAAGUGGUUUAGACCGGUACCCCUGUGUGCAGAGACAUCAUGGUCACAAGUUCAACUCCACCCCUGGCAGGUUGUACUCAAUUCCCUUGUAAGUUGCUUUGGAUAAAAGCGUCUGCUAAAUGACACGACACGACACGUUCUUUUAGGCCGUUUGAACACCAAGUUGUAAUAAGUUAAUCUUUUUUCUUUUUUUUUUAUUCCAAGUUCGUAGUAAAUGAAAAACAGAGAAAUAAAAAUAAUUCAACAGCA
Molecule: messenger RNA, 2631 nt
Organism: Solea solea (common sole)
Lineage: Eukaryota; Metazoa; Chordata; Actinopteri; Pleuronectiformes; Soleidae
Gene: unc93a
Product: unc-93 homolog A
Exons: 9
Coding region: 161-1558 (465 amino acids)
Source: RefSeq, a predicted model, not a curated record